Carassius gibelio (silver crucian carp) is the source of this 2449-nucleotide messenger RNA. RefSeq names its product transcription factor Sox-1a-like. Bases 782 to 1789 code for a protein of 335 amino acids. NCBI's taxonomy places the organism in Eukaryota, Metazoa, Chordata, Actinopteri, Cypriniformes, Cyprinidae. The record is from RefSeq and is a predicted model, not a curated record. Gene Ontology annotation, molecular function: DNA-binding transcription factor activity, RNA polymerase II-specific; RNA polymerase II cis-regulatory region sequence-specific DNA binding. Gene Ontology annotation, biological process: regulation of DNA-templated transcription; anatomical structure morphogenesis; cell differentiation. The transcript has 2 exons.
GGAGCAGUCAUACGACUGGCCUUGGCACACUAAGUGUAGGUUUUAGCAAGGAUGGCGGUCUGGCGAGUGGCUUUGGCUGGGUUAGGACAGCGAUAGAACCGUUUUAUACUCACAGACAUUCAGCAUGCAGUGGACUGUAUAUCAACAUAGCUGACAAAGUUGGCUACCCUUUACACACAAAGAUUUGGCAAGACGUCACGAGGGGAGCAUUGGAGCUAUUACAGUUAUUAUAAAGAAUUAGAUCGUAUCUUGUAAUGUCAUCUAAAUGGAUAAAAUCUACCAUUUGUCCUCUUGUUCAUUUAUUGCAACCAUUGAAGAGGCUCAAACUGCCACCUCAGUAUUUACUUUACUUUAGAGGGGGCGGUGUUGACCCUCCGUGCACCCCGCCUACUAGUUUUUUCCUCGUUGUCGACGUCACUCGACCAAACUCCAUGCAAAUUGCUCCUCACUGGAACGCCAUUGGCUACUCGCUCAUUUUAAUCGCUGUCAAAACGCAUCAUAUGGCCGCCGCUUUAACAAACUCUUCAACUCCACUAGGAAAAGUAACUCAAAUGCACGUUCAAUUAAUGUGGAUGUGAAACGGCAGUCGGACACGACACUAAACAGGCUACAGGAGCAAAAAGAGACCCCGAGACAAACUGCGAACGGUUGGGAAUAAACUGUAUUCCACAUUUCACCGGAGCUCCACUGGCUUGUGAGGCACCUGCUUCAAGUGCGGACUACAGAGCGCCGAAAGUUUCAUGCUUUUUCUCUGCUAGCGGAGAACUUCUAAGCCACUUGAAUGUAUAGCAUGAUGAUGGAAACGGACCUUCAUUCCCCGGGACCACAAACCAACACGAAUCCGGGGCAAACGGGUCCAAACUCGGGGAGCAAAGCCAACCAAGACCGCGUAAAGAGACCCAUGAACGCUUUUAUGGUCUGGUCCCGGGGCCAGCGGCGAAAAAUGGCUCAGGAGAACCCCAAAAUGCACAACUCUGAAAUUAGCAAAAGACUCGGUGCUGAGUGGAAGGUGAUGUCAGAGGCUGAAAAGCGGCCCUUUAUUGAUGAAGCGAAGCGGUUGCGCGCCAUGCACAUGAAGGAGCAUCCGGAUUACAAAUACAGACCGAGGCGCAAAACCAAGACCCUGCUUAAAAAGGACAAAUACUCGUUGGCUGGCGGCUUGCUCGGCGGCGCGGGAGGCGGAGUCGGGAUGAGUCCUGCAGGGGUCGGCCAGAGGUUGGAGAGUCCUGGGGGUCACGGAGGCUCGGCCGGUGGCUACGCUCACAUGAACGGCUGGGCAAACGGCGCUUACUCCGGCCAGGUGGCCGCCGCGGCAGCAGCGGCUGCGAUGAUGCAGGAGGCGCAGCUCGCUUACAGCCAGCACCCAGGCAGUGGGUCUCACCAUCACCACGCUCAUCACCAUCACCCGCACAACCCUCAGCCCAUGCACCGCUACGAUAUGAGUGCCCUCCAGUACAGCCCCAUCUCGAACUCCCAGAGCUACAUGAGCGCUUCUCCAUCCGGCUAUGGUGGGAUAUCAUACACGCAGCAUCAAAACUCCAGCGUCGCUUCUUCUGCCGCCAUCGGUACGCUGAGCUCGCUCGUCAAGUCCGAACCCAAUAUAAGCCCUCCGGUCAGCACACACUCCCGAGGCCCCUGCACCGGAGACUUGAGAGAAAUGAUUAGCAUGUAUUUACCAACCGGCGAGUCCGGAGAUCCGUCUGUGCAGAGCAGACUGCAUGCCUUACCGCAGCACUAUCAGAGCACAACUGCCGGAGUAAACGGAACUGUCCCACUGACGCAUAUUUGAAAGAGCUGAUGGAAAGUGAUGGGUAACGCGCAUUCAGAAACACUCCACCAAAAAUAUUUACCUCUUUUUUUCUUUUCUUUUUUAGAUUGUCAUUGAACUAAUUUUGUACAGAAUGUUUUAUGAUGUUCAUGUAAAUUAAAGGUAAAUAUUGUUUCGAUUGCAGUUCGAAUAGAAACUGGGAUCUUAUCAAAUGUAUCACUUUCAGUGAAACAUUGUUUAAAUAUGACGUCUUUAAAAGUGAUUCUGACAGCGUUUCUGGCCACGCCAAGAAAUAUGCGACAUACUGUUAUUCUUUAAAUAUUUAAGUUUCUGUGCAAAUUGACUUUUGAGAUGAUAAUAACAAAAGUCUAGCGUGAAUAACUCAAUGAAGUGUUUUGAAAGCCCAUAAAGAGUUUCCUGCUUAUUACAUUUACCAAAACGUUUGUACACGUGAAUUAAUGUACCAGAUUUAUGUUGUAAUAUUUCUUGUAAAUUGUGAAUAAGUUUUAAUAUUUCAAAAGACUGGCACGUCACUGCUGCUGUACAUAAUUUAUGACAUGCAUUCCUGCCAGUUCAAAUCUUAACCUUGCGUUGAUUCAUGGUCUAAAUAAAAUUGGAGAAAAACUUACUCUGCUCCAAAUUGGUGUUAGUUUUGUUACCUAAUUCAUCAUACUUUGCAAU